Molecule: messenger RNA, 4584 nt
Organism: Aspergillus bombycis
Lineage: Eukaryota; Fungi; Ascomycota; Eurotiomycetes; Eurotiales; Aspergillaceae
Product: sulfite reductase (NADPH) subunit beta
Exons: 4
Coding region: 1-4584 (1527 amino acids)
Biological process (GO): sulfate assimilation
Cellular component (GO): sulfite reductase complex (NADPH)
Molecular function (GO): iron-sulfur cluster binding; FMN binding; heme binding
Source: RefSeq, a predicted model, not a curated record
AUGGCGCCCGUUUCAACUGCCGGAGAGGCAGUGGCGAGAGUCGCCUAUCUCACUAGCGACGUUGUGGUGUCUGUCAAGCCAUCCCUGCAGACAGAUUCAUGGUUUAGCAAGCCACUAAAGGCUCUCAAGCAAGAAAAGGCGCGCAGUAUCCUGCCUAAGGGCGUACCUGACGUGAUCUCAGUACGAUACAAUGAAGAUCCUCUCCUCUCUGCUUUCCACCCUUUGCAGACUGGAGAUGCAGUUUCUGUUGUCUCUAGCUCCUCUGUUCUCCUCUCUUCUAUCCCUCACCUCUACCGCUUAGCGAACUUCCCCAUUGUCAUCCAUGUCGCCGUGGAGCCUUCUCCAUUCCCAGAUUACUCGGUGAUCAGCUCAAUACGGCAAUGUGGCUUCACAUUUCUGCACUCUGAGACCGUUCAAGAGGCACAAGAUAUCUCUAUCACUGCUCAUGCUUUGGCACGCAAGUCCGGAAAAGGUGUCAUCCAUUUCUUUGACCCUGCCAAUUCUGCUCUCGACGAACCCAUCGCAGAAGAGGAUGUGAAUGUGAUCCAGAGUGUUCUGAACUUGGGAGGACAUCAUGCUACUCACUCCACCGGGCUCGGUGCCCAAACAUUGUACACUGAUUCUGGACGUGUGGCCACCGUAACCGAUGAAGUUGUCGAGAACACUAAGACCCCCGAGGGUGCUGCUACCCCUGCACAGCCAUCUCAGACACCUUCGAGUGUCAGUGUUGACAACUCGUCUGUUGGCUCCUCAAGAAGAGAUAGUAGCGUUGAUAGCCGUGCUACUAGCUCCGCUGCAACAACCGUGGAUGCUUCUUCUAUUAGGCCAGUCAGUGCCGCAGACAUCUUCGAAUGGACUUCUCAGAUCUGGCGCACCUUGUCGGGAUUGGUGGGUCGUAACUACAGGGCAGUCGAGUACACUGGUCCUUCGGAUGCCAAAUCCGCUCUCUUUAUCUUUGGCUCUACCGGCGUGUUUGUAGAUGCUCUGUCCAAGGAAGACACUGCCAGCGAGCUGAAGAACAUCGGACUUAUCACUGCGCGGUUGUACCGACCCUGGGUGGGCGGCCAGAUUGUGAACUCCAUUCCAGCCUCUGUUGAAAAGAUCGCCGUUCUUGAACAAGUCCGCAAGACUACAAAAUGGGGUCCUUCGUUCAUGGAUCUGUUAUCAAGCUUGACCCCUACCACUGCUGGCGGACGUGCAUUACAAAUUGUCGGUUACAGACUCGGGUACGUUGAGCCAUCUACUGCCAUUCAGGCACUCCGCGGCAUUGUCCAGAACUUGGACGCCUCCUCUCCUAUCCAGAAUCUUGAAGUCGGUAGCUCCAAGGUUCCAACACUUGAGACUGCCUUGGAACAGCCCCAUAUCGAGAAUGCCUAUCUGAAGAUCUUAAACCAGCUUUUCGGGGAGCGUUUGCACAUCGCUAACCAGUUGGACUCGAAGCAUGCCGGUGUCUCCUCCACCAUUGCAGCCACCCCUGAAUAUGGAUUUGGUUCCUUGAUUGCGAGGAUGGAACACCGCCGCCGGUUUGUGCGGGAGGUUGAAGAAGCAUCGAAGACCGGUCGCUUUGCCACAGAUGCUUCGAAGACAUCCCUCUCAAACUGGGCUCUUAAUGCCGGAGAUGCAUCCAAGGCCAACAGACUGGCUCCAGAUGUUAUUGAUCACCUUUCAAAGGAUGACUCUCAGUUGGCUAAGCAGCUCCUAGAAUCCAAGAAGCUUUUCUAUGAUGAGUCCCGAUGGCUCGUUGGCUCCGAUGCCUGGGCCUAUGAUCUUGGGAACUCUGGUGUCCACCAUGUCCUUGCCUCCGGUGCCAAUGUUAACAUGCUCGUGAUCGAUUCCCAGCCUUACUCCGAACGCACCGCUGCUGAUCCGACACGCAGAAAGAAGGAUAUUGGUCUUUAUGCCAUGAACUAUGGUAAUGCCUACGUUGCCUCCGUUGCCGUGUACGGCUCCUACACCCAGGUUCUCCAAGCUAUGGCCGAGGCCGAACAGUUCAAGGGCCCAUCCGUAGUUGUUGCAUACCUGCCAUACAACCAGGAGGAUGACUCUGCCUUGACUGUUCUUCAGGAGACCAAGAAAGCCAUCGACCUUGGAUACUGGCCUUUGUACCGUUGGAACCCCGGAAACGAAGAGAACCACGAGCCCAAGUUCUCUCUGGAUUCGGAACGUCUCAAGCGUGAACUUGAAGAGUUCCUUCGUAGGGACAACCAACUCAGCCAGCUUAUGAACCGUCACCCCAAGUUUUCUUCUGCCCUCUCUGAAUCUUACGGCACUGAGGUUCGGACCCUCCAGAAACGCAAGGCCAAGGAUUCUUAUGAGAAGCUUCUCGAAGGUCUUUUCGGCGCACCCUUGACUAUUCUAUUCGCGUCGGACAAUGGCAAUGCCCAAAACCUGGCAAAGCGUCUUGGAAACCGCGGUCGCGCUAGGGGACUGAAGACUAUGGUCAUGGCCAUGGAUGAUUACCCCGCUGAGGAUCUAUCUACUGAGGAAAAUGUGGUGUUUAUCACCAGCACCGCGGGCCAGGGUGAGUUCCCCGUCAAUGGCCGUGGUCUGUGGGAAUUCAUAAAAAGCUCUGGAGAUCUUGACUUGUCUACUAUCAAUUACUCUGUUUUUGGUCUUGGUGAUAGCCACUACUGGCCACGCAAGGAAGAUAGGAUUUAUUAUAACAAGCCUGCCAAGGACCUUGAUGCCCGGGUUGCCUUCUUGGGCGGACGUAAGCUCACGGAUAUAGGACUUGGUGACGAUCAGGAUCCAGACGCUUACCAGACUGGUUACUCUGAAUGGGAGCCACGUCUCUGGCAAUCCUUGGGCGUGGACAAAGUCGAGGGUCUUCCUGAAGAGCCUGCACCUUUGACAAACGAGGACAUUAAGAUACAGUCUAACUACCUUCGUGGUACUAUUGCUGAGGGCCUUUUGGAUGAGAGUACCGGUGCUAUCUCUGCAAGCGACCAGCAGUUGACCAAGUUCCACGGCACCUAUAUGCAAGAUGACCGUGAUGUGCGCGAUGAGCGCAAAGCUCAAGGCCUUGAGCCCGCCUAUAGCUUCAUGAUCCGUUGUCGGCUUGCUGGUGGAGUUGCUACUCCCACUCAAUGGCUGCAAAUGGACGCUAUCAGCAGCUCUCAUGGUAACGAGACCAUGAAGCUCACGACCAGACAGACCUUCCAAUUCCACGGCGUCAUCAAGCGUAACCUCCGAGGUGCGAUGCGUGCUAUCAAUAAAGCACUUAUGACUACUAUUGCAGCCUGCGGUGAUGUCAACCGUAACGUCAUGUGCAGCUCCCUCCCAGAGCUCUCUUUCUACCAUCGCGAGGCCCAUGCUGUGGCGCAGAAGAUUAGCGACCAUCUUCUCCCUUCUACUACAGCCUACCAUGAGAUUUGGCUGAAGGAUGAUGAUGAUAAGAAGGUUCAAGUCGCAGGAGAUGCCGUUGUCGAUAACGAACCCCUGUAUGGCCCUACUUACCUUCCCCGUAAGUUCAAGAUCACCAUUGCUAUUCCUCCUCACAACGACACCGAUGUGUAUGCACACGAUAUCGGUUUGAUCGCCAUUAAGGGAUCCGACGGACAUUUGGAAGGUUUUAAUAUUCUCGCUGGUGGUGGUAUGGGUAGCACUCACAAUAACAAGAAGACAUAUCCUCAGACCGGCCGCAUGUUUGGAUAUGUACCCGCCGAUCAGGCCCACAUUGUUUGUGAAAAGAUUAUGUUGGUACAACGUGAUCACGGUGAUCGUCAGAACCGCAAGCAUGCACGUCUAAAGUAUACUAUCGAUGACAUGGGCGUUGAGGUCUUCAAGGAGAAGGUGGAGGCUCUCCUUCCAGACGGCUUACGGUUCGCCGAACCUCGUCCGUUCAAGUUUGCUUCCAACGUUGAUACCUUUGGCUGGCUCAAGGAUGAGAAGGGCCUCAACCACUUCACUUUCUUCAUUGAGAACGGGAGAAUUGAGGAUACUGCCGACUUCCAGAUGCGCACCGGUUUGCGUGAACUGGCGAAGCUUGACAAGGGCGAAUUCCGUCUCACCGGUAAUCAGCAUCUGAUUCUAUCCAGCGUCAAGGACGAGGACCUCCCUGCGAUCAAGGAAUUGAUGGCCAAGUACAAGCUCGAUAACACCUCUUUCAGUGGUAUGCGUCUUUCUUCGUCUGCUUGUGUUGCCUUCCCCACUUGUGGCCUGGCCAUGGCCGAGUCUGAGCGCUAUCUGCCGGUUCUUAUUUCUAAGCUCGAAUCUACUCUCGAAGAGGUGGGCCUGGCUAGAGACAGCAUUGUCAUGCGUAUGACAGGUUGCCCCAACGGUUGCGCCAGGCCCUGGCUCGCCGAAGCUGCCUUCGUCGGUAAAGCAUACGGUGCCUACAAUAUGUACCUCGGCGGUGGCUACCACGGACAACGUCUGAACAAGUUAUAUCGCUCUUCUAUCAAGGAGGAUGAGAUUUUGGACAUCAUGAAGGGUCUCCUCAAGCGGUACGCACUGGAGCGCAAUACAGAUGGUGAAGAGCCUGAAAGGUUCGGAGACUGGUGUAUUCGUGCAGGCGUUAUUAAGGAAACUACUGAUGGACGCAACUUCCAUGAAGGAGUUGCUGAAGAUGAAGAUGACGAGUAA